UGAUCGCACUUGCAAAUCGGCGUUCGGCCAGGUUCGGCGUCGUCCGCAUGUGAUAUCGAGUUGAAAGUGAGUUCUGAACUCGUAUUCAUCGUGCUCGUCGGCAAAACUGUUCUUCUACAGAAGGUGCGAGCAGCGAGGGAAGUGAGCGGCGGCCAUGUCGCUGUGCUGCGCCCUGAGCAACGAGGCGCCCGAACAACCGGUGGUUUCACCGGUCUCGGGCGCCGUCUUCGAACGCCGCCUCGUGGUCAAGUACCUGAAGGAGCAUGGCACGGACCCGGUCAACAACCAGCCUCUCACGGAAGACAUGCUCAUUGAGCUCAAGGUGGCCCCACUGGCCAAGCCCCGUCCCCCGUCGGCCACCAGCAUUCCCGCCCUGCUCAAGGCACUUCAGGACGAGUGGGACGCAGUGAUGCUGCACAGCUUCUCGCUGCGGCAGCAGCUGCAGACGGCUCGGCAAGAGCUGUCCCACACGCUGUACCAGCACGACGCGGCCUGCCGCGUCAUCGCCCGUCUCACCAAGGAGGUGACGGCGGCCAGAGAGGCCCUGGCUACCCUCAAGCCCCAGGCAGCAGGGGGAGGGCCUCAGGCGGAGGCAGCGGCAGCACCCGCGGAGGCGGCCGAGGAGACUGCCGGCGGCAUGACGGCCGAAGUAGUGCGGCGCCUGCAGGAGAAGGCCACCCUUCUCACGGCACAGCGCAAGAAGAGAGGCAAGGCCAUCCCGGAGGAUCUUGCCAAGCCGGAGGAGCUGCGUGCCUUCCGUGCCCUGGGGUCGCACCCCGGCCUGCACAGUGCAGGCCUGCCGGGCAUCCUAGCCCUGGACGUGAGCCCCAGCGACCGGGUGCUCACUGGGGGCAGCGAUCGCAACGCGGCCGUCUUCAACAAAGACACAGAGCAGGUCGUGGCUGUGCUCAAGGGGCACACCAAGAAGGUCACCUCGGUGGUGUUCCACCCGGACGAAGACACGGCGAUCACGGCUUCCCCGGACGCGACGGUGCGUGUGUGGCACGUGCCGAGCGCCCAGACGACGCAGGUGAUCAGAGCCCACGAGGGCCCCGUGACGGGGCUGAGCCUGCACGCCACGGGGGACUACCUGCUGUCCACCUCGACGGACCAGCACUGGGCCUUCUCGGACCUACGCACGGGGAGGGUGCUGGCCCGGGUGGGGGACACCUGCGCCCUCACAGCGGCCGAAUUCCACCCGGACGGCCUCAUCUUAGGAACGGGGACCUCGGACGCCCUCGUCAAGAUCUGGGACCUCAAGGAGCGCACCAACGUUGCAAACUUCCCGGGGCACACGGGGCCGAUCUCGGCGCUGGCCUUCUCGGAGAACGGCUACUACCUGGCCACAGCGGCAGGGGACGCGGCGGUGAAGCUCUGGGACCUGCGCAAGCUGAAGAACUUCCGCACCCUGACGCUGGACGAGGGCUACGAGGUGCGGGACUUGUUUUUCGACCAGAGCGGCACCUACCUGGCUGUGGCCGGCACGGACGUGCGCCUCUACCUGUGCAAGCAGUGGGACACCCUCAAGGUGUUUGCCGACCACACAGCCCUGGCCACGGGCGUGCGUUUCACCCACCGGGCGCGCAAUGUGGCCUCGGUCAGCAUGGACCGCACCCUCAAGAUAUAUGGCCUCUAGUGAGACUCCUUUCGAGCGUCUUGUCUGUUCACUCGAUCCUUGUCUCGUUUUUGUUUUCUUUUUCGGUUUCAUGUUUGGGAGGAACAGAGGUAAUGAUGUCAGGUUGCGUUUCAUCGUCGAAGUUGCACAGGGGGUCUGACCAUGUUUCCACGUGACACUAUGCGUUUUACAACCAAAUAAAGAUUGCUCAUUGAGA
Ixodes scapularis (black-legged tick) is the source of this 1832-nucleotide messenger RNA. It is a transcript of the gene Prp19, whose product is annotated as pre-mRNA-processing factor 19. The transcript has 6 exons. The record is from RefSeq and is a predicted model, not a curated record. Lineage: Eukaryota; Metazoa; Arthropoda; Arachnida; Ixodida; Ixodidae. Gene Ontology annotation, biological process: mRNA splicing, via spliceosome; DNA repair; protein ubiquitination. Gene Ontology annotation, cellular component: cytoplasm; Prp19 complex; U2-type catalytic step 1 spliceosome. Gene Ontology annotation, molecular function: protein binding; ubiquitin protein ligase activity. The coding region runs from base 155 to 1636 and encodes 493 amino acids.